Molecule: messenger RNA, 879 nt
Organism: Micromonas commoda
Lineage: Eukaryota; Viridiplantae; Chlorophyta; Mamiellophyceae; Mamiellales; Mamiellaceae
Exons: 2
Coding region: 18-671 (217 amino acids)
Molecular function (GO): protein binding
Source: RefSeq, a predicted model, not a curated record
CGGUCCAUUUUGCUCACAUGCAGGCAGUUGUAGUCCAGGGGCAAUUGCGGAAGAACAUACUGGGAGCGAAUGAAAUGUUACGCGCUGUCAACGAUUGGACCGAAGAGGUAAAAGUCGAGGACGACGCCCUUCUCCGUGAAGGAUGCGUUGUUCUAGGAUCCAACCAAGGCGAACGGUCUAGGGCGGUCGGCGAACGGCCACCUGGCAAACUCAGGGAUUCCACUAGUCCUCAACAUGUGCCUGGCGAGGACGCCAACGCGAUAUUCGUUAAUGGGAAUCUUAUCCGUCCUGUGCGGAACAAACAAUCACGUUGCCACCUGGCAAGUGCUCGUCAAUCGCAGCGGUCGGCUUGCCUACAAACAAGUGAAACAUUCACUGAUCGUGCGCUUCGCUCCGUCAAGUCAGGCGACUGGGUCGACGCAGAGGUAAACUGCAAUGAAGCCUUGGAACUUAACCGACGAUGCAUGAAGGCAUACAAAUUACGAGGGAUGUGCAGGAGACAGCUGGGAAUUCUCCCUCGGUCAAUGUCAGACUUUGAGCGAGCUCUUAGGUUGGAGCCGAAAUGCUAUUCAUUGGCGAGAGAGCGCGACAACUGUAGAUCGGAGCUCGAAAAAACUGAAAAUGUGCUUCCAUCAGUGUUACGCAUCGUCGCAGUAAGGAACUUGAGAUAAUAAUCGCGGAAGCAAGAAUUCAGUCGACCGAGAAAAAUAGGUCCAAAAUAAUCCACUCAACAUAUCAUAUCAUAUCAUAUGAGGUAUCAUCAGAUACUUGUAGAGGGAGAAGGUGUGGCUACGCUCACACUUGAUAUUUUUGUACCUUCGUAAGUGUUAAUUAAGCGCAUCGACCAUAUAUCUAAUACUUAUCUAAUGCUAAAUAUAU